Messenger RNA from Colossoma macropomum (tambaqui), 1329 nucleotides. RefSeq names its product keratin-associated protein 10-4-like. Bases 1 to 1329 code for a protein of 442 amino acids. Lineage: Eukaryota; Metazoa; Chordata; Actinopteri; Characiformes; Serrasalmidae. The record is from RefSeq and is a predicted model, not a curated record. The transcript has a single exon.
AUGCCGUGCUGUGUGGCCGUGUCGUGUGGCCGUGUCGUGUGGCCGUGUCGUGUGGCCGUGCUGUGUGGCCGUGCUGUGUGGCCGUGUCGUGUGUGGCCGUGCUGUGUGGCCGUGCUGUGUGGCCGUGUCGUGUGUGGCCGUGCUGUGUGGCCGUGUCGUGUGUGGCCGUGCUGUGUGGCCGUGCUGUGUGGCCGUGUCGUGUGGCCGUGCCGUGUGGCCGUGUCGUGUGUGGCCGUGCUGUGUGGCCGUGUCGUGUGUGGCCGUGCUGUGUGGCCGUGUCGUGUGUGGCCGUGUCGUGUGUGGCCGUGCUGUGUGGCCGUGUCGUGUGUGGCCGUGUCGUGUGUGGCCGUGCUGUGUGGCCGUGCUGUGUGGCCGUGUCGUGUGGCCGUGUCGUGUGUGGCCGUGUCGUGUGGCCGUGUCGUGUGGCCGUGUCGUGUGUGGCCGUGUCGUGUGUGGCCGUGUCGUGUGUGGCCGUGCUGUGUGGCCGUGUCGUGUGUGGCCGUGUCGUGUGUGGCCGUGUCGUGUGUGGCCGUGUCGUGUGGCCGUGUCGUGUGGCCGUGCCGUGUGGCCGUGCCGUGUGGCCGUGUCGUGUGGCCGUGCCGUGUGGCCGUGCCGUGUGGCCGUGUCGUGUGUGGCCGUGCCGUGUGGCCGUGCCGUGUGGCCGUGUCGUGUGUGGCCGUGUCGUGUGUGGCCGUGUCGUGUGUGGCCGUGCUGUGUGGCCGUGCUGUGUGGCCGUGCUGUGUGGCCGUGCUGUGUGGCCGUGCCGUGUGGCCGUGCCGUGUGGCCGUGUCGUGUGUGGCCGUGUCGUGUGGCCGUGUCGUGUGGCCGUGCCGUGUGGCCGUGCCGUGUGGCCGUGUCGUGUGGCCGUGCCGUGUGGCCGUGCCGUGUGGCCGUGUCGUGUGUGGCCGUGCCGUGUGGCCGUGCCGUGUGGCCGUGUCGUGUGUGGCCGUGUCGUGUGUGGCCGUGUCGUGUGUGGCCGUGCUGUGUGGCCGUGCUGUGUGGCCGUGCUGUGUGGCCGUGUCGUGUGUGGCCGUGCUGUGUGGCCGUGUCGUGUGUGGCCGUGUCGUGUGUGGCCGUGCUGUGUGGCCGUGCUGUGUGGCCGUGUCGCGUGUGGCCGUGUUGUGUGGCCGUGUUGUGUGGCCGUGUCGUGUGGCCGUGUUGUGUGUGGCCGUGUCGUGUGUGGCCGUGUCGAAUCAGCUGUGUUACAGUACAGAUACAAUCUCUGAACACAGCUCACUCGUCUCCAUGUGCGCCGCUGAUGGUGAUCUUCCUGUAGCUGCUCAGCGUGACGGCGAAAUGAUAGAUGAGGAGGAGGAAAUGAUGGGGUAG